AUGCAAUACCCAUCCCGGGUCCUCGGGGCUGCGUGCCUUCGUCUCCUCUUCUUCUUGACUCCAGUCUCUGCACAGUUUCCCUGGGCGACCACCAUCUCUCGCACCGGAUGGACGGUCACUGCCGAUAGCUCCCAAACCGGGAACGAGGCAUCCAAAGUCAUUGAUGGGAAUGCCAGCAGCUUCUGGCACACCCAGUACUCCCCCACCACAGCCCCGCUCCCGCAUUACAUCCAGAUCGACAUGACCAAGGGUUAUGUUGUUAACGGCAUCUCGUACCAACCUCGCCAGGACGGCAAUAGUAAUGGCAACAUCGGCCAACAUACCAUCACCCUGAGCAACGACGGGACAACAUGGAGUGAUCCCGUGGUCUUUGGAACGUACCUGAAUGACAUGACCACCAAGUACACGUUUUUCUCCAACGCCACGGCCCGUUAUAUCCGCCUGACUGCGCAGUCUGAAGCCCAGGGGCUGAACAACCAGUGGUCUAACGUCGCCGAGUUGAACGUGUACAGUCCUGACCCUUCACUCAACGCCGGCUCCUUCACCCCACCAUCCACUAACCUGGGCCGUUGGGACGUGACAAUAGACCUUCCCAUUGUCCCCGCAGCGGGCUCCAUAUCCUCAGACAACACCGUGGUCUUCUGGUCUGCUUUCCGCCCGGACCUCUUCUCAGGGGGAACAGGGCUAACGCAAACGGCGCUCUGGAAGCCCACUUCGCAGACGGUGACGCAGCAGACCGUGUCCAACACGGCGCACGAUAUGUUCUGCCCAGGCAUAUCCCUCGAUGCCAAUGGGGUCACCGUUGUGACGGGGGGCAACGACAACAAAAAAACGAGCAACUACAACCCCUCCAGCGGGGCGUGGCUGACCGCGGCUCAGAUGAAUAUUGGUCGUGGGUACCAAUCCACGGCCACUAUCGCCGAUGGGCGCAUCUUCGUCAUCGGCGGGUCCUGGAGCGGCGGCUACGGCGGCAAGAACGGUGAGAUCUACAAUUCGACCGCCAAUAAGUGGACCAGCAUCCCGGGCUGCUCAGUAACGCCCAUCCUGACCAAAGACGCGCAGGGUGCAUUCCGCACCGACAACCACGCUUGGCUGUUUGCAUGGAAGCAGAACUCCAUCUUCCAGGCCGGUCCUAGCAGCGCCAUGAACUGGUUCAACGUCAGCGGAACCGGGUCCUGGAAAGCCGCUGGGAAAAGGGCGUCAGACCCGGACUCGAUGUGCGGUAACGCUGUCAUGUUCGAUGCAGUCAACGGGCUCGUCCUGACGGCGGGAGGGUCGCCCAGUUAUCAGGACUCAUACGCCACGGCCAACGCGCACCUGAUCAAGCUUGGGGCUGUGAAUACCAACCCCACCGUGACCAAGCUGCCGAGCAUGGUGUACCCGCGUGCCUUUGGCAACGGUGUUGUGCUGCCCGAUGGCGCGGUGCUGGUGGUGGGCGGACAGGCGUACGCCGUGCCGUUCACGGAUACCACCCCGGCUCUGCCCGCGGAGCUGUUCAAUCCCGCCACGAAUACGUGGAAGACCCUCGCGCCUAUUGCGGUGCCGCGGACGUACCACAGCAUUGCGUUGCUUCUCCCCGAUGCCACGGUCCUGAGCGGUGGUGGUGGGCUGUGUGGGACGGGGUGCCAGCAGAACCACUUUGAUGCCCAGAUCUAUUCACCGCCGUACUUGUUCAAGGCUGAUGGGACGCGCGCUGCGAGGCCUGUCAUCAAGUCGGUUUCGUCGGUGUCACUGAAGCCUGGUGCGACGCUGACUGUAACUACGGACUCAGCUUCCACGUUUUCCUUGGUUCGAUACGGGAGCUCGACGCACACGGUAAAUACGGAUCAGAGGCGGGUGGCGUUGACUACUACGGCCAGUGGAUUGACUUACACGGCCACCCUGCCUAGUGAUGCCGGUGUGCUGCUUCCGGGCUAUUGGAUGUUGUUUGCCAUUAACUCGGCUGGUGUGCCCAGCCUGGCCACCACCAUUAAGAUUUUGUUGCCCAGCAUUCACUAUACCGUUUUAUCGGAGCGUGUCAGCAAGAAGACUACGCUAGGUAGCAAGGUCAGUCGCAUUAUUUCUGAAGAUCUCUCAAACCCAGACCAAGUCCAGAAGAACCAACUUGUUACUUUGGCUGGCAAGAGUUGUGGGGGUCAGAAAGGCAAAGGGACAUCGAACAACAACCCGAUCCAAAUCCAGCAUCGCCCCACAGCACAAGCUUCUACAUCUAUUGAGCCAAACGUCACUGUCCACCCAUCUACCGAGCAACGCACACCCUUCAUUACUCCUGAUUCCAGAGCGCAAAGACGUUUUCAGAUGUGCUGUUUGUGGGCAAAGGUUACCCGUCCCCAAUUCCCGAGACGCAUCAGAGGCCAAUCCUGCUGA
This is a messenger RNA of Pseudomassariella vexata, 2367 nucleotides long. RefSeq lists its product as uncharacterized. Bases 1 to 2367 code for a protein of 788 amino acids. The record is from RefSeq and is a predicted model, not a curated record. NCBI's taxonomy places the organism in Eukaryota, Fungi, Ascomycota, Sordariomycetes, Amphisphaeriales, Pseudomassariaceae. The transcript has 5 exons. Gene Ontology annotation, molecular function: protein binding.